UAAAUAUCGUUUGUUUAUUCGGAUCAAUUGUGUAAAAUGAAGAAUAAAAAGUUGUUAAAAGAAAUUUUUACUGUUGAAAAACGUUUUAAUGAUAUAUUUAAUGGUGAUCGAAUCGAUAUCGGUCAAGAUGGUCGAAUUCUCAUUGCACCAUGUGUCGAAUGUUUGAAUUUUAUUGAUCUAAAAUCUGGACAAAAAAUAUAUGAAUUAAAUUCUAAUAAUGAACGAAAAUCACAAUUCACAAUGGAUAAUAAUGAUGAUGGUAAAGCUGAAUACAUCGUAACGUUUGCCUAUAAUUCAUCGGAUCAAAAUCUAGUAAUCGCUUAUUCAAGUGGUCUUUUACGACAUUAUUCAUUGGACAUUAACAUCACCAAUGAUAAUGAAAAUGAUAAAAUCGAAAUCAAUCAUAGUUUACAACGUACAUGGAAAUCAAUGCAUAUUGGGUCGAUUGCUUCGAUACGAUUCGAUCAAACUGGUACACUAAUAGCGACCGGAGGAUCUGAUGGAACAAUUAAACUAUGGAAUUUAAUACAAAAAUAUUGUACACAUAAUUUUAAGAAUCAUAUUCGUGGUGUUAUACAAACAAUAACGUUUGCACCUAAAUUUACAACCGAUUCAUAUCAAAUAUUUGCAUCAGGUGAUGAUUAUGGUAUACAUGUUUGGAAUCUUAUCGAUUCGAAACAUUUGUGCGUAUUGGAAGGACAUGAAAGUAAGGUAACGGAAAUUCUUUUUACCGCCGAUCAUCAAUAUUUUAUUUCGAGUAGUCGUGAUAAAUUAGUUAUAAUAUGGAAUUGGCGUACAAUGCAAAAAUAUCGAACAAUGGCCGUUUAUGAAGCAAUUGAAACAAUGAUUUUAGUUUCGCGAAAAAAAUUUACUGAAAUUUUGAAACAUUCAAAUCAAACUGAUGAUGAUGAACAAGUUUUGGUAGUUGCCGGUAAUAGUGGCCUAUUAAAAAUAUGGGAUUGGCAAAAUGGUCAUCAAUUGUUUGCACAACAGCAAAGUUUAUUGGCCAUUCAUCAAACUGAAGAUAAAGAUACCUUAUCAUCGUCAUCAUCACAACAAUAUACACUAAUUAAUCAACUUGUUUAUGAUUCGGAUAGUGAACAGCAACAAAUUGUAGCCGUUUCUUAUGAUAAAGAUAUUGUUUUUCAUGAUGUUUCGACAUUAAAACCAACUCGACAAUUAGUCGGUACAAAUGAUGAAGUAUUAGAUGUAAAAUUUAUUGGUCAAUCCAAUCGACAUAUAGCUGUUGCAACAAACAGUCCAAAAAUUAAAGUAUUCGAUCUUGAAACAUCAAGUUGUUCAUUUUUAAUCGGUCAUAAUGAUAUUGUUUUAACAUUGGCUGUUUUUGCUUGUGAUCGUCAUCUAAUGAUUAGUUCAUCUAAAGAUAAUUCGAUUCGUGUAUGGAAAUUUGAUCCAAAUGAUUGUCAUCGUGCUUGUUGUGUGUAUCGAGGAACUGGCCAUACGCAUUCGAUUACAUCAUUAUCAACAUCAAUAUUGGCUGGAAAUUUAUUCUUUCUAAGCGGGAGCGAAGAUACAACAUUAAAAUUUUGGAAACUUCCAUCCACUAUUCAAUCCGAUUCCGAAAAUAUCGAUGAUAAUAAAUCUAUAGAAAAUCUACGAUCAAAAUAUACACAAAGUUGUCAUGAAAAAACAAUCAAUUCGAUUGAUAUUGCACCAAAUGAUCAAUUAGUAGCGACUGGAUCACAAGAUCGAACAGCAAAAUUAUGGUCAUUACCAAAUCUAAAAUUGUUAUCGGUUUUUCGUGGCCAUCGAAAAGGAAUAUGGUCGGUAAGAUUUUCUCCGGUCGAUCAAAUUCUAGCAACAGGAUCGGCUGAUUCAACAAUUAAAAUCUGGUCAAUUGGUAGUGAACAACAAACAUGUUUACGAACAUUUCAAGGACAUGAAUCAUCUGUAUUGAAAUUAACAUUUAUUGAUGAUGGAAUACAGCUAUUAUCAAGUUCAUCGGAUGGUAAUCUUAAAAUAUGGUCAUUACAAUCAAAUGAUUGUAUUGCAACAUUCGAUGCACAUGAAGGAAAAGUAUGGGCUAUGGAUGUAACUGAUGAUGAAAAUACAAUAGUUACUGGUGGUGAUGAUUCAACUAUUGCCAUAUGGAUAGAUCGUACGGAAGAAACAAAAGAAAAAGAACAAAUACGUACGGAAGAAUCUGUACAAAAUGAACAAACAUUACAGAAUUUAUUACAGAAAAAAAAUUGGACAAAAGCAUUAAAAAUGGCAAUACGUUUUGGACAUCCAUUACGUUGUUUAAUAAUAUUGAAAGAAAUGUUAUUAGAAUGUUCAAAAACAGAAAUUCUAAUCGAAAAUUUAGUACGAUUACGUCGUGAUCAAUUAUUAACAUUAUUUGAUUAUUCAAUACAUUGGAAUACAAAUAGUAAACAUUGGAUUCUUGCACAAUGUGUAAUACGUGCAUGUUUUGAACAAAUAUCACCCGAAGAGAUGGAAAAAAUGCCAGAAUUUCAAAUGAAAAUUACAAAAUUAUUACCAUAUUGUGAAAGACAUUUAUCACGAAUACAACGACUAAGACAAAUGGUUACAUUUGUUGAUUUUGUUUUUGAACAAAUGAAACUUCCCGAUAAUCAAUAAUAAUCAUUGUUUUUUAGUUU
Molecule: messenger RNA, 2621 nt
Organism: Dermatophagoides pteronyssinus (European house dust mite)
Lineage: Eukaryota; Metazoa; Arthropoda; Arachnida; Sarcoptiformes; Pyroglyphidae
Product: transducin beta-like protein 3
Biological process (GO): endonucleolytic cleavage in 5'-ETS of tricistronic rRNA transcript (SSU-rRNA, 5.8S rRNA, LSU-rRNA); endonucleolytic cleavage to generate mature 5'-end of SSU-rRNA from (SSU-rRNA, 5.8S rRNA, LSU-rRNA)
Cellular component (GO): small-subunit processome; 90S preribosome; nucleolus
Molecular function (GO): protein binding; U3 snoRNA binding
Source: RefSeq, a predicted model, not a curated record